Molecule: messenger RNA, 1913 nt
Organism: Suillus clintonianus
Lineage: Eukaryota; Fungi; Basidiomycota; Agaricomycetes; Boletales; Suillaceae
Exons: 17
Coding region: 128-1777 (549 amino acids)
Cellular component (GO): cytoplasm
Molecular function (GO): oxidoreductase activity, acting on NAD(P)H; flavin adenine dinucleotide binding; 2 iron, 2 sulfur cluster binding
Source: RefSeq, a predicted model, not a curated record
UGGCAAGCGAACAACCUUUCCAUAUCCAAGGACCGUGGUUGACGAAGAAACUUCAAGCUCAAGGUACCUUUUAUAUCUCAAUUCUUUCAUACCAACCCGACUUAAGACACGACUUCGACCUUUGACCAUGUCCUUGAAGACGAUCGCAGUUUGCAAUGAAUCUGAGCUACAGGAUGGUCAAAUGAAGCAAGUAGACUUUGAGGGAGAGGGGAAAGUGUUGUUGUAUCGUCUGAACGAUAAAAUCCAUGCAACUAGUGCCUUUUGUACACAUUAUGGUGCGCCCCUAGCUAAGGGUGUGCUAGCUGCGGAUGGUAGGGUCGUCUGCCCUUGGCACGGAGCUUGCUUCGACGUUUGCACUGGUGACAUCGAGGAUGCACCAGCUCCUGCUGCAAUUCACUCUUUUAAAGCGGAAGUUGCGGACGGCAAGAUACACGUGACUGCUGAUCCGUCGCAGACCCUCAAGAGCAACACGAGUCGAUCACCCAGGCUCUUGUCAACCGGCGUCGCUGGAUCAGGGAAAAGCGUUGUCAUUAUCGGUGGAGGAUCUGCUACUUUCCACGCCAUCGAAAGUCUGAGAGAGCAUGGUUAUUCUGGAAAUAUCACAGUUCUUUCCAAAGAGACACACUCCCCGAUUGACCGAACCAAGUUGAGCAAGAGUUUGAUCACAGAUGCGUCAAAACUUGAAUGGAGGACGGCCGCCGACCUCAAGAUCAAGUAUGGCACCACCCUCCGUACUGGCGUCACUGUAACUUCCGUGGAUACAUCUUCUAAACUUGUGGUCUUCGAUGGAGGAAAGGAAUCCAUAUCCUACGAGACCCUGAUUCUCGCUAUGGGGGGUACUCCUCAUCGAUUACCGAUUCCUGGAUCAGACCUGGAGAAUGUAUAUACGUUCCGUGGCAUUGAAGACUCGAAACGCGUUGAUGCAGCGGCUCAAGAGGGAAAGCGAAUGGUUGUUAUUGGAAGUUCCUUCAUCAGCAUGGAGCUCGUCGCUGCCGUCGCUAAGCGGGGACUUGCAUCCAUCGAUGUUAUUGGGAUUGGGGAACACCCGUUCCAGAGCGUACUGGGCAAAGAAGUGGGCCAAGGUCUUCAGAAGUACCACGAGUCUCAAGGCGUUAAGUUUCACAUGAAAACACAGGUCGAGAAGAUCGUAGCAUCGGAGAGCAACCCUUCACUGGCUGCUGGUGUUGUUGUUAAUGGGGAGACUCUCCCUGCUGACUUCAUCGCAAUGGGAGUCGGUGUGGCUCCAGCGACCGAAUUCUUGAAGCAAAGCGGCUUCCAGCUCGAGAAGGAUGGAGGAAUCAAUGUUGACCAAUACUUGAAAGUUCAAGGUCAAGAUAACAUUUAUGCAGUCGGUGAUAUUGUUUGGUACCCUCAGCAAAAGACAGGAGAGAGCCGUAGGAUAGAACAUUGGAACGUUGCAGGUAACCAUGGCCGUGCUGUUGGUAAGACGAUUGCGGGUGACCCACAGCCAUUUGCGAAAGUGCCAUUCUUUUGGAGCGCCCAGGGACAGCAGCUUCGCUACUGUGGUCUUGGAGCCGAUUACGACGAUGUUAUUAUACACGGUAACCCUAGUGACAUGAAGUUCAUUGCGUACUAUGUCCAUCGCGGCGAAGUUGUUGCUGUAUCUAGUAUGCAAAAUGACCCGGUAGUCAGCAAAGCAUCUGAGCUCUUCAGACUUGGGCUCAUGCCAUCUCCCGCCGAACUGAGGGGAGGAAAGAGUCUUCUGAGCAUCGAUAUUUCCACGGGUUCCACAAAAGCCCGCGUCGGGUCUGCCUGAUAGUAAUCACUGAAGAAGUGUUUGUUCACAGGACCAGAAUUUGUACAUUAUCGUUAGUGAAGGGUGUUGUGAAUUGAAAAUCUCUAGGUCUUUGUACUAUAGCCGCGGAUCAAUGUCAAUGGACUGUAAAUAAUAG